Carya illinoinensis is the source of this 3682-nucleotide messenger RNA. RefSeq names its product pre-mRNA-processing protein 40A-like. Lineage: Eukaryota; Viridiplantae; Streptophyta; Magnoliopsida; Fagales; Juglandaceae. Gene Ontology annotation, biological process: mRNA cis splicing, via spliceosome. Gene Ontology annotation, molecular function: RNA binding; protein binding. The transcript has 30 exons. The record is from RefSeq and is a predicted model, not a curated record. The coding region runs from base 347 to 3379 and encodes 1010 amino acids. Gene Ontology annotation, cellular component: U1 snRNP; U2-type prespliceosome.
GAAUUUGGUCGGUUUUAAGUUGAGUUAAGAUACACUUCUUGAGUCCUUCGGAAGAGCUUCUUCUCCUCUCAGUCGAAGCUAUGCUAUGAAUUAGUAAAGCACUGACUGCUCCUGAGCCCGUUGUUUUGUAAACUUUGGUAGUAGCCGCCUCGCGCGCGCCUCUGUCAAGUACCUUGCAGAGAACUGGCAAGGUAAAUUGAAUUUCUCCGGUAUCCCGGUUUCUACAUUAUGGUUUCUGGUGCAAACAGAGCCUCUUUAGAAAAUUGAAGGGCCGUUUCGAAAACUAACCCGGUGCAAUCUUUGCUGUGUUGUUUGUGCUUUUUCUAGAGGCUCAUCACUUUGCUAAAUGGCCAAUAAUCCUCGGUUUUCCGGUGUACAGCCUCUUCAGCCUCCUAUAGUUGGUUCGGUGGAACCCCCUCGAAGUUUUGUUGCACCGAUGUCUUCUCAGUUCCGACAGGUGGUUCCAGCACAGCAGUCACAACAGUUCAAUCCUGUUCCUUCUCAGCAUUUUUAUCCUGUUGGCCUUGGCGCUCCACUGAUGAAUGUUGGACUACCUCAUCAUCAUACUCUGCAACCCCAAUUUUCUCAAUCAAUUCAGCAAUUUCCUCCAAGACCUGGUCAGCUUGGUCAUGCUACACUCCCAUCACAGGCAAUUCCAUUGCCAAUUGCUCAGCCAAACAUGCACAGUACUUCAGAAAAACCAAUACCUCAGAUAAAUUCUCAAACUCCAAAUAGCUAUUCACCUGUUUUGAGUGGCCCAGAAAGACCUCUCACUUCAUCAUAUACUUUUGCACCAUCUUCUUAUGGUCAACCGCAUACAAAUUUUAAUGCCUCCACCCAGUAUCAGUUUACACCUCAAAUGCAUGCACCUGAUGUAUCUUCUGGGAGACAACUUGGUUUAUCAUCUGAAAGCCAGGGUACUGGCACUGUUUCACAGUUUGCAAAGCAACCUUUAGUUCCCACCACUGUGACAUCGGCAACGAUCAUCCAACCUAACGCCACAAGAGAGUCCCCAACUGAUUGGAUAGAGCAUACUUCUGCUGAUGGAAGAAGAUACUAUCACAACAAGAAAACAAGGCAAUCUAGUUGGGAGAAGCCUUUAGAACUGAUGACGCCAAUUGAGAAAGCAGAUGCUUCGACUAACUGGAAGGAAUAUACAAGUCCUGAUGGAAGGAAGUACUACUACAACAAGGUUACCAAGGAAUCCAAAUGGUCAAUCCCCGAGGAGCUGAAGUUGGCUCGCGAGCAAGUAGAAAAGGCAUCUUUCAUGGGAACACAGCCAGACACAUUUGAGAUUCCUCCUGUCUCAACUACUGUGCCUCCCUCUGUGGUUAAAGCACCAUCUGGUGCAGAAACCUCAUCUUCCCCAGCUCAGGGGGUAGCAUCAAGCCCAGCUCCAGAGGGGCAUGAUGUUGCUGCUGGUGAUCUAAAAUCUCCCUUGCUUUCUGAAACACCGGCUUCAACUGUUGUAGCUUCUACUACAGAUGAAAAUGCAAAUGGAAUGCAGACACUUCUAAAUGUUGCAGCACUUUCAGAUGCUGUUCCAGAAAAUUCUGAAGCUGCUGUCACCAUUGCUAGUACCAUUCAUGCAUCAAUGGAGAAUGCCAACAAUCUUUCAGCCGGAGAUGUUCCUAAUUCUGCAGAUGGAGCUCCUGUAAAAGUUGUGGAGGGAGUUGAUGCGAUUGAAGCCUUGGAGGAAGUGAAAAAAGAUGAAAUAGGGGAAAAACUGAACGAUAUUGGAUUGGAAGCAAAAUCAGUUGAUCCUGAACCCAUGAUUUAUGCCAAUAAGCUGGAGGCUAAACAUGCAUUCAAAGCACUUUUGGAGUCUGCAAAUGUUGGGUCUGACUGGACCUGGGAUCGGGCUAUGAGAGUAAUAAUCAAUGAUAGAAGAUAUGGUGCUUUGAAGACACUUGGAGAGCGGAAGCAAGUUUUCAACGAGUUCCUAAGUCAAAGAAAAAAACAAGAAGCUGAGGAAAGGCGCAUCAAACUGAAAAAAGCGCGGGAAGAAUUUAAACAAAUGUUAGAAGAGUCGUCAGAGCUGACAUCAUCCACAAGAUGGAGCAAAGCAGUGAGCAUGUUUGAGAAUGAUGAACGUUUUAAAGCUGUUGAGCGAGAUAGAGAGCGCAGGGAUUUGUUUGAUAACUACUUGGGGGAACUUAAAGAGAAGGAGCGAGCAAGGGCUGAGGAUGAACGCAAGCGGAAUGUAAUGGAAUAUAGGCAAUUUUUGGAAUCUUGUGACUUUAUCAAGGCAGACAGCCAAUGGCGAAAACUUCAAGAUCGCUUGGAGGCUGAUGAAAGAUGUUCACGUCUUGAAAAAAUAGAUCGCUUGGAUAUAUUUCUGGAAUAUAUACGUGAUUUGGAGAAGGAAGACGAGGAGCGGAGGAAGAUACAGAAGGAAGAAUUGAGAAAGGUGGAGCGGAAAAACCGUGAUGAAUUCCGCAAAUUGAUGGAAGAGCAUGUUACUGCUGGCACUCUUACAGCUAAAACCCACUGGCGUGAUUAUUGCAUGAAGGUUAAAGAUUUGCCUGCAUAUACAGAAAUUGCGUCAAACACCUCAGGUUCAACUCCAAAAGAAUUAUUUCAAGAUGUUCUUGAGGAGCUAGAGAAACAAUAUCAUGAGGACAAAACUCGAAUAAAAGAUGCAGUGAAGCUGGGAAAGAUCCUGCUGUCAUCUACAUGGGUGUUUGAAGACUUCAAGACUGCUAUUUCAAAGGAUUUUUCUCCACCAAUAUCAGAUGUCAACUUAAAGCUGAUAUUUGAUGAGUUACUAGAACGAGUUAGGGAGAAGGAAGAGAAAGAAGCUAAAAAGCGGAAACGCCUUGCUGAUGACUUCUUUCAUUUACUUAGUUCAAUAAAGGAAAUAACUGCAUCUUCAAAGUGGGAGGACUGCAAACAACUGUUUGCAGAUAGUCGAGAGUUCAGUUCCAUUGGAGAAGAAAGCCUUUGCAGGGAGGUAUUUGAGCAAUAUAUAUCACAACUAAAGGAACAGGCAAAAGAACACGAGCGAAAACGGAAAGAGGAAAAGGCAAAGAAGGAAAAGGAGAGAGAGGAAAAGGAGAAAAGAAAAGUCAAGCAGAGGAGAGAAAAAGAGGAAGGACGUGAACGAGAAAAAGAUGAAGAAGACAAUAUCAAGAAACAAAGGAAGCGGCAUCAAAGUUCUGAGGAUAUUGUAGAUGAAAAUGAGAAAGAUCGGUCCAGAAAGUCCCAUGGGUCUACCAGUGACCACAAGAAAUCGAGACGGCACGCAUCUGCUCCUGAAUCAGAUGAUGAGAGCAGGCAUAAACGACAUAAGAGAGACCACCGGAACGGUUCUCGUAGAUAUGGGGAUCACGAGGAACUUGAAGAUGGGGAAUUUGGUGAGGAUAGGCAAAGUUGGUAGCUUCUUAAUCCUCCAAAUCACUAAUUUUUUCCCCUACUUUUGAUAUAUUGUUAUCAUUUGCAAGAUAAUUAAUUUCCAAAUUAGCCUUGAUUACCUUAGCAAUGUAUUGUUAUCAGUGUAAAUAUUGUUUUUUAGCUUAAUCAGCCACAUCUUUAUCAAAUAGUGAAUUUGGGAUCUUUGAAUUAAUUUAAGCAGCGGCAAGUCCUACAACAUUUAAAUGUCAACUAAAAAGUUCAAAUUCUGAGCUUUUGUACAAUGACUGAUAAUUGUUGGGAACUCUACUGAUUUGAGCGUCAGUGAUCA